AUGUUCUCUGCCAUGCUGAUGGACGCCUACAGUGAUGAACGUCCUGGGAUCCGCAUCGCCUACAGGACAGACGGCCAUCUUCUGAAUCAACGGCGGAUGCACUUCCAAUCGCGCGUAUCCACAACCACCGUUCGCGAACUUCUCUUCGCCGAUGACUGCGCUCUGAACACCAUCUCGGAAGAGGAGAUGCAACGGAGCAUAGACCUCUUCUCUGUCGCCAGCGAGAACUUCGGUCUGGUCAUUAACACGCAGAAGACGGUGGUCAUGCAUCAACCGCCACCCAACACAGCUACUCCUCCCAACGCGCCGCAAAUCAGUGUGAACGGAACCCAACUGCAAGUGGUGGAGAACUUCCCGUACCUGGGCAGCACCCUCUCCCUUAACACCAAAAUCGAUGACGAAGUAGCUCACAGGAUCUCGAAAGCCAGUCAAGCCUUCGGUCGCCUCCAAAGCACAGUCUAG
Molecule: messenger RNA, 462 nt
Organism: Spirometra erinaceieuropaei
Lineage: Eukaryota; Metazoa; Platyhelminthes; Cestoda; Diphyllobothriidea; Diphyllobothriidae
Source: the annotation of a GenBank genome assembly